Rhea pennata is the source of this 2887-nucleotide messenger RNA. It is a transcript of the gene PHOSPHO1, whose product is annotated as phosphoethanolamine/phosphocholine phosphatase 1. The transcript is spliced from 4 exons. NCBI's taxonomy places the organism in Eukaryota, Metazoa, Chordata, Aves, Rheiformes, Rheidae. Gene Ontology annotation, molecular function: phosphatase activity. The record is from RefSeq and is a predicted model, not a curated record. Gene Ontology annotation, biological process: bone mineralization involved in bone maturation. The coding region runs from base 524 to 1330 and encodes 268 amino acids.
CUCCCCCCGAGCCCGGCUCGGCUCGGCUCGGCUCGGCUCGGCGGCACCGGCCGCAGCGCACCCCCAUUCACGGCAGAGGCGCCCGCACAGCCACCGGCCCCGGGAGGUACCGGCCCGCUUAGCGGGCUCCGAGGACCGUCCACGCGUGAGCCCGACCCGACGUGGCUGCGACCGGCAGUGCCCGGCCCGGACAGGGUUCUGCGAGGACCGACCGCGCGUGACCCUGCACCGGGCUGCUGCUACCGGUACCGGGAGGUCCCGACCCGUCCGGGUGUCUCGAGGACCGGCCGCCCGUGAGCCGGUACCGGCAGGGCCCGACCCGUCCAGGCGUCUCGAGGAGCGGCCACGCGCUUUGAAUAAUGUUAGGAAGUACGGCCACUUUUAUUUUGUUUUGGAGGGACUCCCUUUUUUACGGAAGGUGGAAGGACGCUCUGCCGGGAAGCAGCCGUUAGCGAUGAGCCCACCGCAGGGAGAGCCUUAAGCAGUAACUUCGGGAAGGCGGUGCGUGGAGAGUGAUGUUAAGAUGAAAAGGUGCUGUGAGGGUGUUGGGCUGCCAUGCCUCUUUAAGGGCGUUGGUAUGGCCAGCCCUCGGCCUCCAAAAUACCUCCUCAUCUUCGACUUUGACGAGACCAUUAUCAACGAGAACAGCGAUGACUCGAUCAUCAGGGCCGCGCCAGGGCAGGAGCUUCCAGAGCACAUCCGCCAAACGUUCCGCGACGGCUUCUACAACGAGUACAUGCAGCGCGUCUUGGCGUACAUGGGGGACCAGGGGGUUAAGAUGGGGGACUUCAAAACUGUCUAUGAGAACAUCCCCCUCUCCCCUGGCAUGCCAGAGCUCUUCCAGUUCCUCUCCAAGAACCACGAGAUGUUUGAGAUCAUCCUCAUCUCCGACGCCAACAUGUUUGGCAUCGAAUGCACUCUGAGGGCAGCUGGUGUCUACUCCCUCUUCCGCAAAAUCUUCAGCAACCCGUCUGGCUUUGACAAGAGGGGUUACUUUACCUUGGGGCCCUACCACAGUCACAAGUGCCUUGACUGCCCGGCUAACAUGUGCAAACGCAAAAUCCUGACGGAGUACCUAGCUGAGAGGGCCCAGGAGGAAGUGGAGUUCGAGAGGGUCUUUUACGUUGGUGACGGUGCCAAUGACUUCUGCCCUUCUGUGACUUUGACUUCGAGUGAUGUUGCUUUCCCACGGAAGUGCUACCCCAUGCACCAGAUGGCCCAAGAGAUGGAGAAGAAGCAACCCGGAGCCUUCCAGGCCACUGUGGUGGCCUGGGAUUCAGCGACGGAAGUUGCCCGCUAUCUGCAGGAAGUCCUCAAGAAAAAAUGUUGAGGGUGGCUGAAAAGGGACUUGCUUACCAUAAGCAGCUGGGAAAGGAGAAGUUCAGGGGAAGGUCCCCUACCUCGCACUCAUCUGGCACUGCUUCUCGCUCAGACUUCGAUUCCUGGGUUACUUCCCUUGCCACCUUCCCCUUUCUCUCAGCCAACCUCCCUUUUUCCCAGUUACUCUACAGCACUUUCUCUAGGUCCCACUUCUCCUUCCCCUUGAUAAUGAGAUGAAGUCUCCUCUAUGCAGCUAGGACACCUGUGCAAGCAUGGGUGUUUAGCAACACUUAAUUUCUUUCUCCCCCCCCUUUAGGUUUCACAAGAGCAAUUCUUAGAACCAGAGCCCAGCUCUCCUGCAGGCUGGACCACGCACACGCUUCCUUUUGCCUUGACCCCAGCACCUUGUACCUCCUCCAUCGCUUACUCCUCCCUUAGCUCCUUCGUGGCCUCUCUCCUCCCUCUGAUCCCUAUAGGCCAAGCCAGGAUCUGCUUACUGUUGCCUUGAACCUGGUUCUCCAAGAGCUCCUUGCCUCUCCAAGAGGCCACUGGAAACUUAACCCAGGAAGUGUCUGCUGAUGUUGGCCCCUGGCUUGCACGUCGCACCCUGCUUCAGGAGGGUCUCGCCCGGCGUUUCGCCCUUCGCUCGGUGAGCUUCGCGGGAGGACGACGGGCGCUCUGCGCUUGAUUCAGGCCGGGGGCGUAGGAGGAUGCAAUGGAUUUAAUCGUCUCCUAAGACUUUGUUCUCUGAAAAAAUGUGAAGGGAAUAACAGGAAACCUGUUGGAAAGGCGGCACCCACGUUGCACUCGGAAAACCGCCUGUAGGACCCGUUCCCCUCUGCCCGUUGCCAAGGCCACGUUCGUGUUUAAUGCGUCUCGGUGUGGACGUGCUUCGCUAAGGAGGACACAACCUACCUUUGGCUUCCGCCUCGACCUGGUGGUUUCGCUUCCAGGGCAAAACUUCUCGCAGGGCCCAGAAGCAGAGCUUUGUCCCUCGCCUUGCACCGCCUGCGGCACCAGCUCCGAGCCGCAGCGCCGCGUCUCCCGCUCGGGCGCUGCGGGUUUUGCUGUGCCGUAUCCUGACCUCCCCGUUACACCUCGGGGCGGUGGGGUGGGGGGGGAUUUACCUCCUGGCCUGCUCGAGAGGUGCUGAAACUCCCGGCAGCUGGAGCGGGAGUUGUGGUGCUUAGCGCUUCUCCCGGCACCGGGCCGCUGCAGGAUGAAACCCGCUGCGCCCUGCUCGCCGUUCCCGGGCCUUUGCAGUAUUAAUUGCCCCUUUUAAUUGCACUCUGGAGGGGGGGGAGGGGGGGCAACAGGAUUUGCUGCUCUCUUGUGCUGGUUUUUCCUGGAUUUAUCCACAGCCUUAAGUGCCCCCGAGGGCGGCUUGUAACGACUCCAAAGUGUAGAAACCCUGACAGCAAAUCUGAGAAGUGAGAAAAUAACCAAAGCAGCCCUGAGAUUUUCCUCCUUUAUUUCCUUCCUCCCUCACCUUUGUUCUUCCUCCUCUGGACCCUGUUCAACUGUGUGGAACUUAAGCCAUGGAAUUAAAACAAUACGUAUAUAUGUA